CCCCGUCGCGGUCGGACCUUUGCGCCGCGCUCCAAAAAAUGCAUCGAAACGCCGAUAUGUGAUUUAUUUUCCGCGCGUACGUUGUGAAAAUGAAAGUGCUGAAGCUCUUGUGUGCUAAAUUGACAUUUUUAUAAGCUCGAAACUAUGGACUCGCUUAGCUAAUUUUAGAACAUGUUAAGUUUCAUCCCCAAAACUUAUGUUGUGCGCGGUACAAAAAUAGGCCCGUAAAAGCUUAUAGUAUACGGCGCGACAUUAAUUUUAAAAGCUCUAAAGUUAAUCGUUUGUCAACGGGUUUAUUAGACUUAAAUAGAUGCCGACAGAUUCGGCGGGGAGUUUCAGAUGUUCGAAACGUUUUAGAGGCUGUAAAUUAAAGACGAUAGAUUAAUUUGUGACGAUGAAACGACGAAGAGUGUAAACCAAUUAAGUGCAUAGAGAUUUAUAACAAAAUGGCCUGCGACUUGAAGAGAUUGCGGUGGCAUUCGUACAUCUUGAAUGCCAUUUUGCUAAUCGUGUCUACCACAUACGAAGUCGGCGGGCUUCUCACGACAGAGCUGCACAUAACCCCACACGUGGCGCAGCGCGGUCGCAACGUCACCAUGGCCUGCCUGUAUCGCAUCCACGAGAGCGAGGUCUACUCCGUCAAGUGGUAUCGCGGCUCGCAGGAGUUCUACCGGUACUCGCCACUCGAGUCACCCACCACCAGGGUCAUGCCUGUCAAUGGGAUUAAAGUUGACAGGCUGCGGUCCAACGAGACGCACGUGGUGCUGACGCGCGUGACGCCUGCGCUGAGCGGCAAUUACAGCUGCGAGGUCAUACAAAACGCGCACUCCUUCCCGCACCACAUAGCGCACGCACGACUUGAUGUCGUCGGUGUAGGUGGUCUCCGGGCGACAGAGCUCCGCAUCUCUCCCCCCGUGGUCCAGCGCGGCGCUGACGUGGUGCUGGCCUGCCUCUACGAGCUGACGGAUGCGCCGCUCUACUCCGUCAAGUGGUACCGCGGCCGACACGAGUUCUACCGCUACUCGCCCACCGAGUCGCCCGCUACUAAGAUCUUCCCGUUCGCUGGGAUCAAUGUUGAUCUGGCGCGGUCGAACCAGAGUCAGGUGGUGCUGACGCGGGUGAGCUUCGGUCUGUCGGGGAACUUCAGCUGCGAGGUCACCGCCGACGCCCCCUCCUUCGCCACAUCCAUCGUCUCCAGCAAUAUGGAUGUCGUAGUUCUCCCGCCAAAGUCACCAGUGAUCGACACGAACCAGCACUACUACGUGCCAGGGGACAUUCUCAAGGCCAACUGCUCGGCCGGCCCGAGCCGCCCGCCUGCAGAGCUUACAUUCUUCAUCAACGAUAUACCUGUGACUCCAGGGUUACAUCAGGAGCCACCGGCCCCCGAGGGGCUGUUCCGUGCUGAGGUGUUCAUACAGAUCCAGCUGUGGCCCGCGCACUACGAGCGAGGGGCCCCGAUACUGAGGUGCGAGGCCAAAGUGGGCGAUCUAUACAGGGACAACUCAGCCGUCGCGCUCUACUCCGCUAACAGCGACCCCAAGAUUGAAAGAGUGACGUCACCGGGCGCCGGCGCCAAACUGCAGUCGUGCCAAAUCCUCCUCCUAUUUCACAUUAUCGUGUGGGCUAACAACACAUAGGCAUUAAUAUAGGUCUACAAUAGUCUAUAGUCUAUUUUACUAAGUCCGUUUAGAUAUAGCUGAAUUUGUACAGACAAGUGCCGGAGAGACUAUACGAAACGGUCUCGGUGAAAUAGGAUCUGUAUUCGAUUCUGGUCAGGAUGUGAAUUUAAUAGUUAAAUGUAAAACGAGCUGACUAUACCAAAGAAUGUAAAAUAAGAUAUUGUUGAUUUAAUACAAAUUAUAUGUCGA
This is a messenger RNA of Aricia agestis (brown argus), 1868 nucleotides long. RefSeq lists its product as uncharacterized. The coding region runs from base 447 to 1637 and encodes 396 amino acids. The transcript is spliced from 8 exons. NCBI's taxonomy places the organism in Eukaryota, Metazoa, Arthropoda, Insecta, Lepidoptera, Lycaenidae. The record is from RefSeq and is a predicted model, not a curated record.